CCCGCGCGCCGGGCCAGGUAAGUGCCGAGGCCGCGGCGCCUGGCGGAGUGCGGGCCGCUGUCCCGUCGCCGCGGCGCAGAAUUAAAAGGCUCCUGGCAAAAGUUUGAAAAAUGGCAACGAAUGAUAGUGACAUCUUCAGCUCAGCAUCUCUGGCUGUGGAGUACAUAGACUCCCUGCUCCCUGUGAACCCACUACAAGAACCAUUUAAAAAUGCUUGGACUUACAUGUUGGAUAAUUACACAAAGUUCCAGAUUGCAACAUGGGGCUCUCUUAUAGUCCAUGAAGUCAUUUAUUUCUUAUUCUCUCUACCUGGAUUUUUGUUUCAAUUUAUACCUUACAUGAGAAGGUACAAAAUUCAGAAGGAUAAACCAGAAACAUUUGAAGGCCAGUGGAAAUGCUUCAAAGCACUUCUCUUCAAUCACUUUUGUAUCCAACUACCUAUGAUAUGUGGCACCUAUUAUUUUACAGAAUUUUUCAACAUUCCUUAUGAUUGGGAAAGAAUGCCAAGAUGGUUUUUUCUUCUGGCAAGGUGUUUAGGCUGUGCAGUCAUUGAGGAUACCUGGCACUAUUUCUUGCAUAGACUCCUGCACCACAAAAGGAUAUAUAAGUAUAUUCAUAAGGUUCAUCAUGAGUUUCAGGCUCCGUUUGGAAUGGAAGCUGAAUAUGCACACCCUUUAGAAACGAUCAUCCUCGGGACUGGGUUUUUCAUUGGAAUUGUGCUCCUGUGUGAUCACGUAGUGCUGCUUUGGGCGUGGGUGACCAUUCGCUUGCUCGAAACUAUUGAUGUGCACAGUGGUUAUUAUAUUCCUCUGAACCCUUUAAACUUAAUCCCUUUCUAUGCGGGCUCUCGGCACCAUGACUUCCACCACAUGAACUUCAUCGGGAAUUACGCAUCAACGUUUACAUGGUGGGAUAGGAUUUUUGGAACAGAUGCCCAGUUCCAUGCCUAUUAUGAAAGGAUGAAGAAGCUUGAGAAAAAGACUGAAUAAGUACUUCUCAUAAAGCUUUCUGAAGACCAGCAUUUCCUGACUUGAAACUAGUAGCUAACAUUGCUUCUGGGGAGCAGAAAUAAACAUGUUUCUUGGCUGCUAAGUGAUAAAAAGAACAUUAACAACCUUUAUCUUCCUGGUGGGAACUUUUCUACUUUACAUUCAAGUUCUGUAUAUGUAGGAAUAAAUAAAUAAAUAAAUAUAUUUAAAUAUGUUUUCAUGAGGACGUUGUAAAGGCUCUGUUGUUAACCUCCCCAGAAAACUUUUAAGUGAAGGAAGAAGUGUGGAUCUGCGACUUUCCCCCUGUGCUGCCAGAGGACUGAAGUCAACAUGGGCCUUAAGUCUUAGAUGCACACUGGUCAUUUCAAAAUUUCUCAGUAAUGAAGUUGGCCUGACAUUUGACAAUAAAUAUUUUUUAGAAUUUUCCUAAAAUAAAAAUAUCAUGAAUUGAGCCAUGUCAGCUGAUAGACACAGCAAGUGACAGAAGCUGUCAUCUGGAGUAACUAACACCAAAACCUUCCUGUCACGCCCUCUCGCCUGGAGCUGGCCUGUGUAGCGCAGUUCUUCCUGUGCAGGGUUGUUUCUGAAUGUGGUUCCUUAUAGUCUGAAAAAUUUCCAGUUACUUGAGUUUGUUUUUUAAUUGAGCUUUCUUUAGUUCUUCUAUUUACCCCUUCAUUUUUGUAUAUCAGAUUUUCAUUAAAGUUAUCUUGAGCCUUUGUGAACUGACUUGCUGUAUUUGCACUUUGAGAUGUUGAAAUAAAUGUGAUUUUUGUCCAA
Jaculus jaculus (lesser Egyptian jerboa) is the source of this 1766-nucleotide messenger RNA. RefSeq names its product methylsterol monooxygenase 1 (gene Msmo1). Lineage: Eukaryota; Metazoa; Chordata; Mammalia; Rodentia; Dipodidae. The record is from RefSeq and is a predicted model, not a curated record. Gene Ontology annotation, biological process: sterol biosynthetic process. The coding region runs from base 111 to 989 and encodes 292 amino acids. Gene Ontology annotation, molecular function: iron ion binding; C-4 methylsterol oxidase activity. The transcript is spliced from 6 exons.